AUGCUCGGCCGAAGCCCGGUGCGGGCAGUGAGUGAAGAAGAGCGGCCGCACCGACCGCCGCCUCAGCACGAGGAAAAUCUGACCACCACGCCAACGGACGCGCUCGAGCUCGGCGUUAAUGCGCUUCGCCAUGUGGUGGUCCGCACGCCGCCCUUCUGGAAGGACAACCCGGCGGCGUGGUUCAUGCAGCUCGAAUCGCUAUUCGCCUGCCAGCAGAUCAACACCGAUCUGCAGCGAUACCACGCCACGGUCGCGGGAUUGGACGGCGAGACGGUGGCAGACCUGAUGGAUGUGCUGCGGCUUUCGCCGGCGGCUGGCAAGUACGAGAAUUUGAAGUGGCAAGUUCUGGCUCGACACGGCGAUACCACGCAGCAGCGCCUGAACAAGCUGCUCUCCGGCCUCACCAUCGGAGAUCGCACUUCCGCGCAGCUGCAUCGACACAUGCGGGCUCUGGCGGGGGAUAGCAUCACGGAUGAUGCCCUCCGGAUCCGAUGGCUGGACCUUUUGCCCUCCGCGACCUCGAGGAUGCUAAGGCUCCUACGGAAAGCGGAUCUGGACGAGCUUGCGCAGACGGCGGACGAGCUGGUCGACACCGUGCCCGACAUCUGCGCGGUGGGCGCUACGCGCGCGGCGACGAGCACCGUGGCCGCUCCGACGGUCGCAUCUGACUCCGCUGCGCUGGAGUCGAUCAGGGCCGAGCUGACAGCCCAGCGCGGCAUCCUCGAGGACAUUCGCAACGCGAUGAGGAGUGCCCGGCCGCGCGACCGCAGUCGGUCCCGUCCCCGGAAUCAGUCCUCCGGCUGCGGUGACCUCUGCUUCUACCACGCCCGGUUUGGCGAGAGCGCCGAGAAUUGCCGCCCGCCGUGCGGUUACGCCGCAAACACUCAGCUGGGAAACCGCUAA
Messenger RNA from Phymastichus coffea, 903 nucleotides. RefSeq lists its product as uncharacterized. Bases 1 to 903 code for a protein of 300 amino acids. The transcript has a single exon. The record is from RefSeq and is a predicted model, not a curated record. Lineage: Eukaryota; Metazoa; Arthropoda; Insecta; Hymenoptera; Eulophidae.